This is a messenger RNA of Lizanozyma spartinae, 1092 nucleotides long. It is a transcript of the gene WSC1, whose product is annotated as Wsc1p. The record is from RefSeq and is a predicted model, not a curated record. Bases 1 to 1092 code for a protein of 363 amino acids. Lineage: Eukaryota; Fungi; Ascomycota; Pichiomycetes; Serinales; Debaryomycetaceae. Gene Ontology annotation, cellular component: plasma membrane. The transcript has 2 exons.
AUGGAAACUACUAUCCGUUCGUUACUGGUGCUAUUGUUGUGUGCUGCGGCAGUAAAUGGAGCCACCCUUGGCUGUUACUCCAAAGUGUCUAUUGCAUCUACUCCUGGUUCUUAUAUGUAUCAAGCGGAAUCAUACUGUCAGGAAAAGUGUUCUGAUUCUCAGUAUUUUGCUAUUAGUAAUGGUAACUUCUGUGUUUGUUUGUCAUCGGCUCCUUCAUCUUCGGAUGAAACUUCCGAUUCUAGCUGUAAUGUCCCAUGUGCUGGUUAUGGGUCCCAAACUUGUGGUGGUAAGAAUGCAUAUACUGUCUACAGCGUAAGCGAUUCCGGGGCUGCAUUGUCUGGUUCCUUAUCUUCGUCAUCUUCCUCCCUGUCUUCCUCAAGCGGUGCCUCCCUGUCUUCUAAGACAUCUUCCUCUUCUAAAUCGCUGGCAACAAAGACAUCUUCCGAUACAUCUUCUCAAGGUACUGUUGCAUUUACUACAACGGAUGCUGGUGGAUCUGCCUCAGUGAUAUAUGUGACCACUUCUAUCACCCCUCCUGCCUCGGCUACUGCUUCCACGGUUACCGAGACUUCUUCAGCCACUGAUAAAUCAUCUUCAUCUUCAACCUCAUCUUCAUCAUCCUCACCUUCAUCUGACAAAUCUAAGAAGACAAACGUUGGAGCCAUAGCUGGUGGGGUUGUCGGAGGGGUUGUUGGGCUAGGAAUAAUUGCUGGAGUAGCAUUCUUUUUCUGGCGUCGCCAUAAUGAAGAUGAUGACGAUGAUUACCUUGAUGAAAACUAUAUAUUUGAAAAGAAUAAUGGUGGAUCUGGAAACGGUAAUGGAGCUACAGGCUUACCAAUUCCGAUGUCACAUUCAAACUCAAAGGUGAUCAGAGGUUCUUCCAAGAAGUCAAGAUCGUCACCUUUUGAUACCCCAUUGGCUAACCCAUUUGCACAUCCUAGUGAUGGGGCAUCUGCUAAUGAAAUUCCUGUAACCGCCUCAGAUCCAAGAUUAAACCCUUCAAUGUUGGGUAGAAGGAGAUUGAGUGAGGGCAGUUUAGCUGAUGAAACUGAUUAUUCUCGAAAAGUUCUUCAAGUUGCCAAUCCAGAGUAG